CACGAGCAGAGCAGGAAGCAACUUGAAACUGCAAGCUUUCCUCUUCUUUCUUCUUUCUCAACAAACCCAAACCCAGUUGCAGCUGGCAGGCAGCUGCGCUCUUCUUUUUCUCCUCAUUGUUUUCCUCGCGUGGUCUCCCGAUUCGUGCGCCGUGUGCAUCGCCAUUAGUAGUCGCUGUCACGAUCGAGGAUCACCACCUCUCUCCAGCUCCAAAUCCACCUCCCCCCCCCCCCCCACCACCACCACCACCACCACGCGGUCGCCGCGCCGAGCUGUCCUCCCCCACGCCGAGAUUUGAUUCUUCCUUCUUCUUGUUCUUGCGCCACCGCGGAUUCUUGUACCAGCUGACACUACCGGGGCGGUGGCUGUGCUCCUUGGAUUGUUGGAUUGGUUGGUUUGGGAAAGGGUUGAUCUCGUUUGCGGAGUAACAAAUUUGCAAGCCUACAACUGCUAGGGAGAAUUUGACUAAAAAUGGGGUCGUGUUGCAGCAGAGCUACGUCUCCAGAUUCUGGUCGAGGAGGAGCAAACGGUUAUGGCUAUUCUCACCAGACAAAACCUGCUCAGACAACUCCUAGCUAUAACCAUCCUCAGCCGCCGCCGCCAGCUGAGGUGAGGUACACACCAUCAGCAAUGAACCCUCCGGUAGUCCCACCUGUGGUUGCCCCACCGAAGCCCACCCCAGACACAAUUCUUGGAAAGCCGUAUGACGAUGUGCGCUCGGUUUACUCCCUUGGAAAGGAACUCGGAAGGGGACAGUUUGGGGUGACAUACCUGUGCACGGAGAUCGCUAGUGGUAAGCAGUAUGCUUGCAAAUCCAUCUCUAAGCGCAAGCUUGUGAGCAAGGCCGACAAGGAGGACAUUCGCCGGGAGAUUCAGAUCAUGCAGCACCUAUCUGGACAACAAAACAUUGUCGAGUUCCGGGGAGCAUAUGAGGACAAGAGCAAUGUCCAUGUUGUCAUGGAGCUCUGCGCUGGUGGGGAGCUGUUUGAUCGGAUCAUUGCCAAGGGGCACUACUCAGAGCGUGCGGCUGCUACCAUCUGCAGGGCAGUGGUGAAUGUUGUCAACAUUUGCCAUUUUAUGGGAGUGAUGCAUCGUGAUUUAAAACCGGAGAACUUCUUACUUGCAACCAAAGAAGAGAAUGCAAUGCUCAAAGCCACUGAUUUUGGUCUCUCAGUUUUCAUUGAAGAAGGAAAAAUGUAUAGAGACAUUGUUGGAAGUGCUUAUUAUGUUGCUCCUGAAGUCCUUCGGCGGAAUUAUGGUAAAGAGAUUGAUGUAUGGAGUGCAGGCGUUAUUUUGUACAUUCUUCUCAGUGGUGUUCCUCCAUUUUGGGCUGAAACUGAAAAGGGAAUAUUUGAUGCUAUUCUUCAAGGGGAGAUUGACUUUGAGAGUCAACCAUGGCCAUCAAUAUCCGAGAGUGCUAAAGACCUUGUUAGAAAGAUGUUGACACAAGAUCCAAAGAAAAGAAUUACUUCGGCCCAAGUUCUCCAACAUCCCUGGCUCAGAGAUGGAGAAGCAUCUGACAAACCUAUUGACAGCGCUGUUCUUUCUAGGAUGAAGCAAUUCAGAGCAAUGAACAAGCUGAAAAAGAUGGCUCUGAAGGUUAUUGCUUCAAACCUUAAUGAGGAGGAGAUCAAGGGCCUGAAGCAAAUGUUCACAAACAUGGACACAGACAACAGCGGGACCAUCACAUAUGAAGAACUCAAAGCAGGAUUAGCCAAACUUGGAUCAAAGCUUUCAGAAGCUGAAGUAAAGCAGUUGAUGGAAGCUGCUGAUGUAGACGGCAAUGGAUCCAUCGACUAUGUUGAAUUUAUCACUGCCACAAUGCAUAGACACAAGCUCGAAAGAGAUGAGCAUUUGUUUAAGGCAUUCCAGUAUUUUGACAAAGACAACAGUGGCUUCAUCACAAGAGAUGAACUGGAAUCCGCUUUAAUCGAGCAUGAAAUGGGCGAUACAAGUACCAUAAAGGAUAUUAUAUCAGAAGUCGACACGGAUAAUGAUGGGAGGAUUAACUACGAGGAAUUUUGCGCUAUGAUGAGAGGAGGGGGGAUGCAGCAGCCUAUGAGGCUCAAAUAGUCUGUUUCCUUGUAGAAAAUGAUGUACAAUUACAUUAGUAAACUGUUUUCGCCUUCUUUUUUUUGUUCCAUGGAUGGUAGUCGACGGAUAAAAGGUUUACCCUGGACGCAGCUUUUGCAUUGUUGAGAUGAUUGUGUAUAUUUUCUUGCCUUGCCCGUGUAUGGUGUAGUGAUUUGAAUGUCCUCCCUUUUGUAAGUUGUUUCUGCAAGUACACACAAUAAAAGAGCAUUUUUGCACCUCAA
Messenger RNA from Oryza sativa Japonica Group (Japanese rice), 2315 nucleotides. The record is from RefSeq and is a predicted model, not a curated record. Lineage: Eukaryota; Viridiplantae; Streptophyta; Magnoliopsida; Poales; Poaceae.